Messenger RNA from Arachis stenosperma, 1530 nucleotides. RefSeq lists its product as uncharacterized. The record is from RefSeq and is a predicted model, not a curated record. The transcript has 6 exons. Gene Ontology annotation, cellular component: cytoplasmic microtubule. Gene Ontology annotation, molecular function: microtubule binding. Lineage: Eukaryota; Viridiplantae; Streptophyta; Magnoliopsida; Fabales; Fabaceae. Gene Ontology annotation, biological process: microtubule cytoskeleton organization. The coding region runs from base 224 to 1222 and encodes 332 amino acids.
CGGCGUCGUUUAAGCCUUUGCCUUCGCCCCUCUUGUCUCUUGCCGGUUACUAAUAAACCAAAUCUCUCUUUCUCUCUCUCUCAGUUCGUUCUUCGUGCUUCUUAUACACUGAGUUGACUCAGUCAUUGCUACUCGCUCUCUCUGUACUCUUCUUCAGCUACUCUUCGCAUUUUCUCCGUUCUGUCGUUCUCUCUUCCUUUGUCUCAGACUCAAGUUCACAGGAAUGUCUGAGAGCGCCUUGAAGGAUCUCAAUACAAUUCCUCCAACUGAGAGGAAGAGUGAGAGCUCCAGCAAGGCAUCUCUAACUAAGCCUCCAGUUGACAAUGCUAAUGAAAACCUUGAAGAAUGGCAAAAGAAAAAGAGUUGUCCAACCUUGGUUUCUCCCCCAGUAAAUGGUAAUCAAACUUUGAGUGUCAGUUCUGGUGUUGAGAUUGGAAAUGCAGAAGUAGAAUACAUCGAAUCUGAGAACUUGAGUGAUCUGGAAGAUAUUGGCACUUGUCUCAAGAACCUCUUAUCUGGACUUGACUCAAAGGAUUGGGUCAUGGUUUGUGAUGCACUCAAUAAUGUACGCCGUUUAUCCUUAUUUCAUAAGGAAGCAAUGCUUGACAUGUUGGGGGAUGUGAUCACAUUUGUUGCUAAGUCCCUUAAAAGUCCUAGAAGUGCUGUUUGCAAAACUGCUAUCAUGACGUCUGCAGACAUUUUCAGUGCAUACAACGAUCUUAUAAUAGAUUCAUUAGAUCCUUUGCUAGUACAGCUUCUUCUCAAAUCUUCACAGGACAAGCGCUUUGUGUGUGAGGCAGCUGAAAAAGCCUUGAUAGCAAUGACUAUUUGGAUUUCCCCAGUGGCUUUGUUACCGAAACUCCAACCAUAUCUUAAGAAUAGGAAUCCUCGUAUUCGUGCAAAGGCAGCAAUGUGUUUUUCUCGAAGUGUUCCACGACUGGGUGCAGAAGGCAUAAAGACAUAUGGUAUUGACAAGUUGAUCCAAGUAGCUGCAUCUCAGUUAAGUGACCAGCUACCAGAGUCUAGGGAAGCCGCUCGAACUCUACUUCUUGAGCUUCAAAAUGUAUAUGAGAAAUUUCAUGAUCUCAUGCCUGCUGCUACUGUUUCCGAGCAACCAGAAAUGGGAUCUUGGGAGAACUUCUGUCAAUCAAAACUCUCACCUUUAAGUGCUCAAGCUGUACUUCGAGUUACUAACAUUGCUCGAGAGGGUCUUGUUUCAUGACACCUGCAUGAGCUUAGUGUGCAUCACGAUUUCCUGGUUGGCUUGUCAUUUUUCUUGUGUAAAUACAGUGCGACAUUGAGAUUUGAGUUGCUGUUGGAAGCACGUAUUGAGCCUAAGAUUUGUUAUGUAAUUCUUUACCUAGCGGUGGUUACAUUACGUAUUUCACGUUUAUUGCUAUAUGAUAGAUAUGAGUUACAUUACUUCCAUGUCCAAUUCUCCAUGUACCCUCUUUAGAGAAUUUGGUUAUCAAAUUCAUCAUUCAGUGUGAAUAUGGGCCUGAGGACCCAAGUCUUUGUUUUCUCAGAUUU